Molecule: messenger RNA, 699 nt
Organism: Carcharodon carcharias (great white shark)
Lineage: Eukaryota; Metazoa; Chordata; Chondrichthyes; Lamniformes; Lamnidae
Gene: lhfpl4b
Product: LHFPL tetraspan subfamily member 4b
Exons: 3
Coding region: 1-699 (232 amino acids)
Biological process (GO): sensory perception of sound
Cellular component (GO): plasma membrane
Source: RefSeq, a predicted model, not a curated record
AUGCUGGCCGCCCGGGAGGUGGCCCAGCUCUACCAGACGGACUUUGUCAGGAACGCCCGGGCCGUGGCUGCGCUCUGGGCUGUCUGCACGCUCUGCUUCGCCGUCCUCGAGGUGGUGGUGCUGAUCGAGCCGGCCUGGGUGCGGAGCCGGGGGGGCCCGGGCCCGGCGGGUGGCUUCGGCCUCUUCGAGGCGUGCCUGGAGACCGAGUGGCUGCCCGAGUGCCGGGGCUCCCUGGCCAGCCUGUCCCCGGUGCCCUCCUUCAAGACGGCGGCCAUCUUCGUCUGCAUGGCCCUGGUGCUGGUGCUGGCCAGCGUCUGCUGCUGCUUCGGCCUGUACCGCUGCUGCAGCCCUGCCACGGUUUACAAGGUGUGCGCCUGGCUCCAGUUCUCUGCCGCCAGCUGCCAGGCUCUGGGCUGCGUGAUAUUCCCCAGCGGCUGGGAGACGCCCGAGGUGCGGGAGCUCUGUGGGCCGAGGGCAGGGAGCUACUCACUGGGCCGCUGCGUCAUCCACUGGGCUUUUGUCCUGGCUGUCCUGGGGAUCCUCGAUGCCCUGGUCCUCUCUGUCCUGGCCUUCGUCCUGGCCAACCGUCAGGACACUCUGCUGCCGGAGGACUUCGAAUCCUGCGGGAAGAGUGAGUACCGACGGCCGGGCGCGGAGUGCGGGCAGCCAGCGAUCCACGCUCCCGACACGGGGAUUUAA